AGUGAAUUGACUUUUUUUUUUUUGUCCAAUAGAAUUUACAAGCUUGUUUACUUUUUUAUAAUCUUUUUUUUUUCUAUAUUUAUCAUAUAUACCAUGCCUACUACUGCAAAAGACCAGGAAGAGAAUAAAGUUCUCAUUAAAAAGUAUCAUCGUGAUCGUCAUUCAAAUCAUAAUUAUGAUGCAUGUUCUAUUUGCUAUACUCGGCCUGGAAUGCCUUUAGUGCCGCCUCUUAAUUUCGCCAUGAUCGCAUCAGGCGUUUAUCGUUCUGGACAUCCUAAUAAACAAAACUUUGCAUUCUUAAGGAAACUUGGAUUAAAAACAAUACUAUAUUUCGCUAUGGAAGAUUACCCUCCAGAAAUGCAACAUUUUGUAAAGGUAGAAGGAAUUGAAGUAUUACAUUAUCGAACUGAAGGGAAUAAAGAGCCAUUUAUAGAAGUAAAUCAAGAAGAUAUUUCACAUGCACUUGUCAAAUUAUUAGAUAAGCGAAGUCAUCCAGUGCUUAUUCAUUGCUUGAAAGGAAAGCAUCGUAUUGGAUGUGUAGUAGGCUGUUUAAGGAAGAUUCAAAGCUGGUCAAUGACUUCUAUAUUUGAUGAAUAUCGUAAAUUUGCGGGUACAAAAGUAUUAGCUGAUCAGGAGUUUAUAGAGACUUUCGAUCAUGAACAGGUCCCAUACGAUCCAAAAUAUAGACCAAAUUGGUUAUAAUUGUAUUAUUUCAGAAAGCUAUUACAGUCAAUACAGGGAGCUAAAUCUCCCUUGAAAGAUAUAGGCAGAUAAAAACAACAGAUAUAAAUGAUAUAGUAAGUGCAAAAAAAAAAGGCCUUUUUCUAUCAAGUUGAUGCAUAAUUGUUCUAUAGACUAUAUACACUACAUGAC
Molecule: messenger RNA, 873 nt
Organism: Cokeromyces recurvatus
Lineage: Eukaryota; Fungi; Mucoromycota; Mucoromycetes; Mucorales; Mucoraceae
Product: tyrosine phosphatase family-domain-containing protein
Exons: 6
Coding region: 94-702 (202 amino acids)
Biological process (GO): protein dephosphorylation
Cellular component (GO): cytoplasm
Molecular function (GO): phosphatase activity; inositol diphosphate tetrakisphosphate diphosphatase activity
Source: RefSeq, a predicted model, not a curated record